Striga hermonthica is the source of this 1008-nucleotide messenger RNA. The record is from the annotation of a GenBank genome assembly. NCBI's taxonomy places the organism in Eukaryota, Viridiplantae, Streptophyta, Magnoliopsida, Lamiales, Orobanchaceae.
AUGGAUUGCAUUGUUUUUCAGCACUCAUUCUUCCUCAAACCCUCAAACACAUCCUUAAAUCUUACUCACCAGCUAGGAAGCACAAGUAGAAUUCGGGCAUGGAAGUUCGGAACUUGCUGCGGCAAUCAAAACGUAAACGGCUCGUUGCUGUUCGAUCAAUCUUCGUCCUCCCCUUUACCUCCUUUUGGGACGCUGGAAACUGAAAUAACCAACGAAACCAUCGAUUUCUUUGUGAGCGAUGCUGAGGACGAUCCUGACCGUCCGUCUCCAGGCUACUCUCCGAUCGAACAAGCACUUAAUGCUUUGCGACAAGAAAAGUUUGUGAUGGUUGUGGAUGAGGAUGAAAUUGGUAAUGUAGAAGGGAGUCUUGUAAUGGGGGCAUGCCACACGAGCGAGAAGAGAAUAGGAUUCAUGGUGGGACAUGGGUCGGGCAUAGUCUCGGUGGGGAUGAAAGGGGAGGAUCUUGAGAGGCUUAAGCUGCCUUUGAUGUCCCCUGAAAACGAAGACGAUUCUUCGGCUCCUUCAUUCACUAUCACAGUGGAUGCUAAAGUUGGGACAACAACCGGUGUAUCGGCUUCAGAUAGAGCAAACACUGUACUUGCUCUGGCAUCCCCAAAAUCGAGACCCAAAGAUUUCAAGAGACCAGGCCAUGUGUUCCCCUUAAAGUACAGAAAUGGUGGUGUUUUACGUAGAGUGGGCCACACUGAGGCUUCUGUUGAUUUGGUAACGUUAGCUGGUUUGCGGCCAGUCUCUGUUGUAACAUCUGUAGUCGACUUUGAAGAUGGUUCUCUGGCCUCCGUGGCCUAUUUAAAAAAGUUGGCCUCAGACCACAACCUUCCAAUUGUUUCCAUCACUGAUCUUAUAAGGUACCGGCGGAAGAGGGAAAAACUAGUGGAAAGAAUAGCGAUUUCGCAAUUCCCGACUAAAUGGGGUACGUUUCACGUGCACUGUUACCGUUCGAAGCUUGACGGGAUGGAGCAUAUGGCCAUCGUUAAGGUAAAACUAUAA